Cryphonectria parasitica EP155 is the source of this 1053-nucleotide messenger RNA. RefSeq lists its product as uncharacterized. The transcript has 2 exons. Gene Ontology annotation, cellular component: Ndc80 complex. The record is from RefSeq and is a predicted model, not a curated record. Gene Ontology annotation, biological process: chromosome segregation. The coding region runs from base 79 to 843 and encodes 254 amino acids. Lineage: Eukaryota; Fungi; Ascomycota; Sordariomycetes; Diaporthales; Cryphonectriaceae.
GUGGACAUCACACAUGCAAAACCGUGACGCACACUGAUCGCAGUAUAAUUUCAGUCGAAGCCAGCCAUCUACUCCAGAAUGGCAUCCGUUUUCGAGCCCAGAAGCUCUCAGAGCCGUCAGACAAUGGCUGCGCCCUCCGUGGCAGACAGCCUGCCCAGCAUCAACUUCGGCUUUGAAGACCUGCGCGACCGCAUGGCCAAGUUCACGGCGCGCUUUGACGAUUUCAUCGAGAAGGGUCGCAAGCGCGUCCUCGAGGAGAGGAACCAGUUUGCGGUAACUGUUGCGGAGCUACAAGAGGACCAACGGAUGAAGAAGAAGGACAUCGACAUCCUGCAGAUGAAGACGAACACGCAUCAGAACACGAUCUCGAAGGAGGAGGCCGAAGCGCGCGAGAUGCAGGCAUCCAUCGCCUCGCUCUCCUCGCAACGCGACAAGCAGCUCGCUCUCCGCGACACCCUCCAGCGGCAGAUCGCCGAGGCGCAGAAGGAAAUCGACGCGCGGCUCGCGGCGCAGCGCGCGCACCAGGCGCGGCAGGAGGCACAGGCGCGGUUUAACGUGCCGGAGCUGGACUUUUGGAUCACGAACCUGUGUCUCAAGAUCGAGGGCGCGGGCCAGGACGACAGGCUCAAGUUUGUGUUUUCGCACAUUGACGAGAAGGACUGGGAGCGCGAGGCCUGGUUCGAGCUGAGCAUGGCGGCGAGGGAUUAUGAUAUUAAACACUGCAGGCCCAGACUCGAAAAGGAGAAGAUCGAGAGGGUCUUGGAGAGGACGAACGAGACGAGGGAAUUGGCGGUGCUUCUGAAAGGGAUGAGGGAGCUGUUUGUAGACGCCUUUAAAAGCUGAGCAUCUGGGCAAGCGUAUCAGGAGCUUUGGCCCUUGCAUAUCGACGAGAAAUAGGACCUCUAGAUCUACGUGCUAAAUGAUCAAACUUGCGCUCUCUAUGGCUUUCAAAAGACGCUUUUUGAGUAUGCCGUGAGAAGAGGUGGACGGCCGUAGAGUCACAGCACGACACUAAGCAGACUCGAGUGCCAGAAAUACCAUUCAAAUUGCAAC